Messenger RNA from Rhodofomes roseus, 1177 nucleotides. RefSeq lists its product as uncharacterized. Lineage: Eukaryota; Fungi; Basidiomycota; Agaricomycetes; Polyporales; Fomitopsidaceae. The transcript has 8 exons. The coding region runs from base 161 to 991 and encodes 276 amino acids. The record is from RefSeq and is a predicted model, not a curated record.
AGCAUAUUCCAUAUACAUAUUAUACGUCGCCAUAGGAGCAGCGCAGUACUUUACCCUCGGACUGAUUGCAGCAUUACGCGCGCUGGCCAUCGACAGUCGAGAGUGGCGGAUCCCUUUGGUCAUUGUGUCGCUCUCUCUUCUAGGGCCGGCCACGGAUAUCAUGCAUUGUAUUCGAACGGUAGACUGCUUUCCCCCCUUCGUAACGCUGCCCACCUCACGACCACAACUUCCGCUCAGUAUCGUAUACCCCUCCCGCCUCCUGUCGGCUGCUCCAUACUACUCAGCGAUCCGAAGCUCGCCAAUAGACGUAGGCCUGCUUUCCCGAUGCGUCUGUACGCAUCCGGCUGACUAUGCGCGUGCAGUGCAAGUUGCAACUCGGGCUUGUAACGCUCUUGCGGAUGUUCUGGUGCUGAUCACGACCUGGCGAGUCACUUACAGAGUGGCUAAGCUCAGUCGUUCAAUGUCUGUGGAGCCGUCCCUCAGUAAACUGAUUCUCAGAGAUGGGAGCGUCUACUUCGCUGUACUCUUUGUCCUCAACGUACUCAACACCACCUUAUGGGUCGUCGAUAUAUAUAAAAAUGUGACCGUAUUUUCAAACGUGUUGUCGGUCAUUCUUCUCUCCCACUUGUUCAUCAACCUACGGACGACCGCCCUCAAUCACGACAGCAGCCUAUCCGGGCAAUCAUCUGUUAUGUCCGACGUCCGCUUUUCGGGUGUUCUUGGUGGCAUGGGCUCCGCGGUAGCAGGAAGUUUCGCUCUGUCCAGCGAGCAUCAAGACGGUGAAGACUACGAGGAGGGUGAACUUGAAGCUUAUGAGCCUGAAGAUGGGAAUGACAUCAUCGACAUCAUAUCCGGCGAUGAAGCUGCUCGUAUGCUCACAGCUGCGGUCGCCGACCCUGAUGAACCUGCUAUCUCCCCAUCAAACGCUGCAGAGGAUAUGAUAUCGCAGGUCCGUAGGAGCUUUGGUACCAGAUACGAGCCGCGUGCUUAACACGACUCUCACAGGUCCCUGGGGUAUGACGCUCUCGAGCUCAGGGCAUAGGUUUCGAAUUCCGCAUGAGCAUGGAGAACUGUGUGUCGAUGUUGGUGUUCAUUAUACGAUGACAUGACCGCCUUAUUCAGUCAUACAUGCGCGCGUACAAAGAAUUAUAGCGCGGCGGUGAGCAUUAUUCCAUGC